AUGCUUCGUCAAGUAAAACCUCGCAACGCCCGCUCAAAGCGAGCCCUCGAGAAGCGCGAGCCCAAAGCCGUCGAAAACCCCAAGCAAUGCCUCUUCCUCCGCGGCACAUCCUGCUCCCAAGUCGUCCAAGAUGCCCUCAACGACCUCUACUCUCUCCACCUGCCUCUUGCCAAAAAAUUCACCAAGAAGAACCCCAUCCACCCGUUUGAGGAUGCCACAUCGCUCGAGUUCUUCUCGGAGAAGAACGACGCCUCGCUGCUCGUCUUUGGAAGCAGCCAGAAGAAGCGCCCCCACGCAAUGACCUUUAUCCGCACAUUCGGCUACAAAGUCCUCGACAUGCUAGAGCUGUACCUUGACCCGGAGACGUUCCGCACCAUGGCCCAGUUCAAGAACAAGAAGUUUGCGAUUGGCCUGCGGCCCAUGCUCGUGUUUGCGGGGACGGCAUUUGAAAGCCCCGUCACCAACGAGUUUACGCUGGCAAAGAGCCUCCUCCUCGACUUUUUCAAGGGCGAGCCCGCUGACAAGAUUGACGUGGAGGGGCUGCAGUACAUUAUUUCGGUCACGGCAGAGGACACGACCGGCGAUGGGGAUGCCAAGCCGGCGAUUCACCUGCGCGCGUACAUGAUCCAGACGAAACGUAGUGGGCAGAAGCUGCCGCGCGUGGAGGUGGAGGAGAUUGGACCCAGGAUGGACUUUAGGGUCGGCCGUGUCAAGGAGGCGGAUGAGUCUAUGCUCAAGGAGGCCAUGAAGAAGGCUCGCGGCCUGGAGGAGCGUCCCAAGAAGAACAUCACUACGGAUUCGAUGGGUGAUAAGAUUGGCAGGGUGCACUUGGGUAGGCAGGAUCUGAGUGAGUUGCAGUUGAGGAAGAUGAAGGCGUUGAAGAGGUCGAGAAACGAUGACGGGGAAGUUGCAGAUGUGAUUGAUGAUGAUGCCACCAAGAGGAUAAAGCGUUAG
This is a messenger RNA of Pochonia chlamydosporia 170, 954 nucleotides long. RefSeq names its product Brix domain-containing protein-like protein. The transcript has 2 exons. Gene Ontology annotation, biological process: maturation of LSU-rRNA from tricistronic rRNA transcript (SSU-rRNA, 5.8S rRNA, LSU-rRNA); ribosomal large subunit assembly. Gene Ontology annotation, cellular component: nucleolus. NCBI's taxonomy places the organism in Eukaryota, Fungi, Ascomycota, Sordariomycetes, Hypocreales, Clavicipitaceae. Gene Ontology annotation, molecular function: rRNA binding. The record is from RefSeq and is a predicted model, not a curated record. Bases 1 to 954 code for a protein of 317 amino acids.